ACGGUUGAUCUUUACAAGCCUAAGAAGGUCAGAGAUACCAGGAUGAUGGAGAACGUCACCUUGAACAGUUUGACGCUCCAGCUGGAGGGUUUAAGGCUCACAGAAACAUCUGUCUACCCUGUCUUUCUGUUUUUCCUCUUCUCCUACCUUUUCAUUAUGACACUGAAUGUUGGGAUUGUGUUUCUGGUCUGUAGUGAUAAGAACCUCCAUCAACCCAUGUACUUAUUGUUCUGUAACCUUCCAGUUAAUGACAUCUUUGGGAACUCUAUUGUUUUGCCCCGUUUGCUGUCUGACCUGCUGAAGAAUCCCUCAGAGUUGCUCAUCAGCUACUAUGAGUGUGUCGUUCAGGCUUUCUCUACACAUUUGUUUGCCACUUCUUGCCACACGGUGCUGAUGAUCAUGGCCUUCGACAGGUACGUGGCCAUCUGUAACCCUCUGCGUUACUCGGCCAUCAUGACCAACAGGAUGGUGCUGAAGCUGACCGUCUCUGCCUGGGGGACGGCCUUUGUUCUGGUCGGGAUUCUGCUGGGUCUGACCAUACGGCUGAACCGCUGCAGGACCUUCAUCACUAACCCAUACUGUGACAACGCCUCAUUGUUCAAGCUGUCCUGUGAGAGUGUGGUGAUCAAUAACAUCUACGGCCUGACCUUUACAGUGGUCCUGUUUACAGCCUCCAUAGGCAGCAUCGUCCUCACCUACACCAGGAUCACCUCCGUGUGUCUGACCAGUAAGAACCAGUCGUUGAACAGGAAGGCCUUGAAGACCUGCAGUACCCACCUGGUUGUGUAUCUGAUCAUGCUUUUCUGUGGCAUCUUGAUCAUCGCUUUGCAUCGAUUCCCUCAGUAUUCGGACCACAGGAAAAUGUCGGCCAUAUUGUUUCACAUCAUCCCUUGCAGCUUGAAUCCUAUCAUUUAUGGAGUUCAGUUCAAAGAAAUAAAUAGAUCCCUUUCUAAUUUUUUCAGGUCUAAAAAAGUUUUUUCUUCAUCCUGAAAAUAUAUUUUCAAAUUUUGUCUCAGAUAUUUAGGAUAAUGUAUAUCCUCUUUAAAUGCAUACAGAUGUGUGUUUUAUCUAUUGUCCAAAUUGUCUUAAUGAAAUGUUUUCUUUUUGUCUCCUGUAUUUUAUAUAUUACAUGUAUUCAGAACUAAACUACACUGUUUUCGAUGUUUAUGAAAUAACACCAAAUAAUUUUAAAUGUCAUAACAAUCAUUUCAUAAAAGUCAUUUAAAUGUGUUGAUUGAACGGUAUAAAAUGUAAUGUACAAACAAAGAUGCACUUUAUCAGUGAAACAUUUUC
Cyprinodon tularosa is the source of this 1293-nucleotide messenger RNA. RefSeq names its product putative gustatory receptor clone PTE03. The transcript has 2 exons. Gene Ontology annotation, biological process: G protein-coupled receptor signaling pathway. Gene Ontology annotation, cellular component: membrane. Gene Ontology annotation, molecular function: olfactory receptor activity. The record is from RefSeq and is a predicted model, not a curated record. The coding region runs from base 43 to 990 and encodes 315 amino acids. Lineage: Eukaryota; Metazoa; Chordata; Actinopteri; Cyprinodontiformes; Cyprinodontidae.